AUGGGCUGGAUACACACUGUCAACCAGAGGGUUGCCGCGAGCCCGGUAGGCAGGUGGUUUCGGCUGCAAGGUUGCGGACACCCAAAGGAGCGUAAAAACUCGUUCUUCUUUACCGAAAUCCGCUCUGGGUUGGCUGCCUUCUUUGCCAUGGCCUACGUCAUCUCUGUCAAUGCCUCUGUAGUGUCAGACUCCGGAGGCACAUGCGUCUGCAAUGACCCGGUUGACAUCAGUUGCUCCACGGAUGUUGAUUACGCUCUCUGCGUCAACGAGAUCAAGAGAGACCUCGUGACGUCCACUGCUGCCAUCUCGGCCCUCACGUCCUUUUGUAUGGGCCUCUUUGCCAAUCUUCCAGUAUCGUUGGCGCCGGGCAUGGGCCUCAAUGCCUAUUUUGCCUAUACCGUUGUGGGAUAUCACGGCACCGGCAAUGUCCCCUACGAGGUCGCCCUUACGGCCAUCUUCGUGGAGGGAUGGAUCUUCUUUGCACUUGCUCUCUUUGGGAUGCGCCAAUGGCUGGCACGUGCCAUUCCUGCAUCCCUGAAGCUGGCCACCAGCGCUGGUAUCGGCCUCUUCUUGACCCUGAUCGGCCUGACCUACAGCGAAGGUAUCGGCCUGAUGGUGGGAGCUACUGAUACGCCGGUAGCACUCGCCGGAUGUCGCGAGGAGCUACUUAACGAGUCAGGCCAGUGCCCAAGCUCUGCCAAGAUGCGCAAUCCGGCGAUGUGGGUCGGCAUCUUCUGCGGUGGCAUCCUGACGGUCAUUCUGAUGAUGUAUCGCGUCAAGGGCGCCAUCAUCGCCGGAAUCGCCCUUGUCAGCAUCAUCUCAUGGCCACGGACAUCGGCGAUCACGUACUUUCCAUAUACGCCAGAAGGUGACGACUUGUUCAGCUUCUUCCGCCAGGUCGUCAGCUUUCAUAAGAUCGGCCAGAUACUCAACGUCCAGAGGUGGGACAUCUCCGAGUACGGUAGCCAGUUCGGGCUCGCCCUCAUUACGUUUCUCUACGUCGACAUCCUCGACUGCACGGGUACGCUGUAUUCCAUGGCCCGGUUUGCCGACAUGAUCGACCCCGUCACGCAGGACUUCGAAGGCUCCUCUUUCGCGUACAUGGUUGAUGCCAUUGGAAUUUCCAUCGGUUCGAUCAUGGGCAACUCCCCCGUGACUGCUUUCGUCGAGUCCGGAGCUGGUAUCUCUGAAGGUGGAAAGACGGGGCUCACAGCUAUGACUACAGGCAUCUGCUUCUUCAUCUCCAUCUUCUUCGCGCCCAUAUUUGCCUCGAUUCCUCCCUGGGCCACUGGGUGCGUUCUUAUUUUGGUUGGAUCUAUGAUGAUGAAAGCUGUUACGGAAAUCAACUGGCGGUACAUGGGCGAUGCUAUCCCCGCCUUCUUGUGUAUCGUCCUGAUGCCAUUUACGUACUCGAUCGCAAACGGUUUGAUCGGUGGUGUCUGCACCUAUAUUCUGAUCAAUACCCUGGUAUGGAUUAUCGAGAGGGUAUCGGGUGGCCGGAUCGUGCCUCAGGACAAAGAUAGCAAGGAUCCAUGGACGUAUCGAAUUCCAGGAGGAUUCUUUCCUCCCUGGCUUGUGCGCCUGUCAAAGGGCAACAAGAACUUCUGGCGAGAGGAGCCAACCACAAUUACAGAGAUGGUGGUUGAGGAGAACCCGUCAAAGGUGACGAGCGCGAGCGAAAAGGUCUAG
Molecule: messenger RNA, 1689 nt
Organism: Grosmannia clavigera kw1407
Lineage: Eukaryota; Fungi; Ascomycota; Sordariomycetes; Ophiostomatales; Ophiostomataceae
Product: purine transporter
Exons: 3
Coding region: 1-1689 (562 amino acids)
Biological process (GO): transmembrane transport
Cellular component (GO): plasma membrane
Molecular function (GO): purine nucleobase transmembrane transporter activity
Source: RefSeq, a predicted model, not a curated record